AUGGCGGCGGGCGGGCGGCCGCCGGGCCUCUGGGAGCGGGUGUGCGCAGAGUAUGAAGCAGAACAGCCUCAAUUCCCAGAUGUUCCUGAAUCAGAACAUGGAUCUGUGUCUUCGGAAGCAGGAGUAUUGCAGCCAUUAUGUAUGGAACAAUUUUAUUCAGCCCCUGCAGCUGAUACUGUUGUCCGACAGUCGCUUCCCAUACCCGAGGCAGCCCCCUUUCCAGAACCACCUGAUCCUAAAACAUGUUCUCCUCAAGAAUACUUAGAGUAUUACAUAUUUCCAGUACUCUUACCUGGAAUGGCUGAACUUCUGCAUCGAGCAAAGAAGGAAAAGUGUUUUGAGAGAAAAAGGACCAAAUUUAUUGCCUGUGAUUUCCUAACUGAGUGGUUAUACAACAAGAACCCAAAGAGGAAAGAUGAAUCAUUCACAGAAUUCUUUUCCAUUCCUUUUGUUAACAACUGGCUAAAGGACCAUCCUAGGCCACCAAUUCCUCUCUCUCUCCUUCUAUCAGAAGAAGAAGCAAGCAUAGUAAUUCAGUCCUUCUGGAGAGGUUAUCGGGUCCGCUGUGAUAGUGAAAUACAAGAGCUACGUCAGUGGCAAAAGCUGUUGAGAGAGGACAAAAACAUUAUUAAGAGAGUAAAAGAAUUCUGGACUAAGCAGGAAGCCAAAGUGGGAAGCAAAUCGGAAGACUCAGAAGAACAUACACAAAAACAUUCAACAUCUCGGUUUUAGUUUUCUCAGCAAUAUCACAAAACACAGAGCUCAUGGACUAAACUUUGUGGUACUGAUUUAGAAACACUCUUAGCAUUACAGUUUUACUUUUGCACGUGAGGUGUUGUAAAUCAAAGGGAGAUUAUGUAAGGACCCAGCAUGCCAAGAAAAA
Messenger RNA from Gymnogyps californianus (California condor), 883 nucleotides. RefSeq names its product IQ motif containing K (gene IQCK). Bases 1 to 732 code for a protein of 243 amino acids. The transcript is spliced from 9 exons. NCBI's taxonomy places the organism in Eukaryota, Metazoa, Chordata, Aves, Accipitriformes, Cathartidae. Gene Ontology annotation, molecular function: protein binding. The record is from RefSeq and is a predicted model, not a curated record.